AUGAUUAAAGCUAUAUUUGCAAAUGAAUCUUACCUCAAAUAUCUCAGAUUUGUAUUAACUAAUAGUCCUGGAUAUCUUUAUGAUCAAGCCAAUUCAAUGAUGAAUGAUUUUGUCGAUUGUGAAAUAGAACGAAUAAGAACUACAGGCAUUUAUAUAUAGCCUUAGACUGCUUUUAGCCAAGCUCAAGCCAUAUAUGUCUUUCGUCUUUUAAAACAGAGUAAUAAAAUGGCAGUAAAAACUAAAAGAUUAACAAUUACCAGCCAUGACUAUAGGUGAAAAGAGUAUUAUAUAGCCAGCAGAGCUAAAAGCAGCCCUAUUAUAUAUACACUCUUUUGAUAUUUGGAUUUUUAAUACUUGGGGUAUUGGUUUUAGUCGUUGUUGGAUGUAUUAUUAUAACAUCAAAAAAAUAUGAUGAAUUUUGGAAUUUUAUUUUGAAUAAUGCGCAGUCCUCGUUAGCCAAGCUUAAAAGUUCAGCUAUUGAUAGACUCGUUCUCAUUCAUGGAAUUGAUUAUAGCUUAGAAUCAAAUAUUGAUAUAUCUGGAAAUCGCUUAAAAAGAAAAGUAAAAAUUUCUGUUUAUAUGCAAUAUAUUAAAAGACUUAUGAUUUUUUUUAUGGCUGCUAGUUCUUAUUAUCUUUUGAUUACCAUCUAUUUAUAUCCAAAAUGUGAAGAUUUAAUGAUAAAUCGUCCAAAACUUCUUAGCAACUUUAGUAUAUUGCGAUCCAAUCUUAGAAUAUUAGCAAUUUAUUCUAGAGAAAAUACUUCUCAUCAUUUCAUGAGAAAAGUUCCACAGUAUAUUAAUUUUCCCACUCCCUGGGCAAGCCUUAAUAAAGCCUCAAAUAUUUUAAGAGAGAAAAAUAAAGAACUCAGAGACAGUGAUAUGAAAAAUGUAAUGUCACACGAAUUAAGAAAAAGAAUAUUCGAAAAAGUUGACUCUGACACCAAGGUUUUAGAUUAUGGGACAGAAGCGGCUAUCAAUGCUGUUAUAUUUGAUUGCGAAAAUCGGGCAUUUUUUACAGCCUUACCCUUAGCAACAAUUUACUCAGUAUUUACAAAUGUCAUGAAAAUUCAAAGCGAAAUAAAUCAAGAAUUUUUAUUGGCAGAUCGCGACUCAAAAAAUCUCAUAAAUGAUAAUUUAGAUUUUAUAAUAUCUAUAACUGCAGUAUAUUCAGCAGCUUUGUUUCUAUUAUACUUUUGCUAUUAUUUGCAAUACUUUAAUUAUCAAAUUCAUCAUCUUGAUCGGAUCUCAAUUCUCGCAGAAAUUUUGCCAAUUGAUAUGGAAUAG
Messenger RNA from Blepharisma stoltei, 1283 nucleotides. Lineage: Eukaryota; Ciliophora; Heterotrichea; Heterotrichida; Blepharismidae. The record is from the annotation of a GenBank genome assembly.